AUGAGGUCUUACUGUGUUUGCAUCAUCCUGAGCCUGGCUCUCACAGCUCACUGUGCUCCAGCAUCACCAGUCACUGUGCAGGAUGAAAACUUUGCAGAGAGCUACCUGAAGAAUUUCUUCAACCUGACAGAGGAGAGAGGUCCACCUGGCAGACAAGGAAUCAACCCUGUGGCAAGAAAGCUGAGUGAGAUGCAGAGAUUCUUUGGUCUUCAGAUCACCGGGUCCCUCGAUGCAGACACCUUGGCCUUGAUGAAGAAGCCCCGCUGUGGUGUCCCUGAUACCAACAUUGGCCGAUUCUCCACCUUUGGAAGCCACCUGAAGUGGCAGACAACCAGCCUCACAUACAGGAUAGAGAACUACACCCCUGACAUGUCUGUAGCAGAGAUCGAUGACUCUAUCCAGAAAGCCCUGGAUGUUUGGGCAAGGGUCACUCUUCUGAGGUUCACAAAGAUCCACAGCGGCACCGCAGACAUCAUGAUCUCCUUUGGCCGCAGAUCACAUGGUGACCAUUACCCCUUUGAUGGCCCAGGUGGCACUCUGGCCCACGCCUUCGCCCCGUCCUCUGGCAUCGGAGGAGACGCUCACUUUGACGACGAUGAGACCUUCACCUUUCGCUCAACCCGUGGUUACGUCCUCUUCAUGGUGGCUGCCCAUGAGUUUGGUCACUCUCUGGGUUUGUCUCACUCUAAUGACCCCGGUGCUCUGAUGUACCCCGUGUACAGCUACAGAAACCCUGACACCUUCGUGCUGCCCCAGGACGACGUCAAAGGAAUCCAGUCUCUCUAUGGUCCAAACCCCAACAAGCCUGCUAAGCCUGAACCUGAGGCCCCGACCACCCCUGACGCCUGUGAUUCCACCAUGGUGUUGGACGCUGUCACCACCCUGAGAGGGGAGAUGAUCUUCUUCAAGGACAGCUUCUUCUGGCAUAGCUACCCUCAGAGCCUGACCCCUCAGCAGAGCCUCAUCUCAAACUUCUGGCCCAACGGUCCCUCCAGCGUUGACGCUGCUUAUGAAAGCCGUCAGUCUGACAUGAUCUUUCUCUUCAAAGGUCCUAGGGUGUGGGCCUUUAAUGCCUACCAGCCUGUGCGCGGCUAUCCUAAAAAGAUCACCUCUAUGGGUUUCCCCAGAUGUGUGAGGAAAAUCGACGCAGCUCUUUAUGAUGCUGAAACUAGCAAGAUUCUGUUCUUUGUGGGCUACGAUUACUUCAGUUAUGAUGAGAGCAGAGGGAGCAUGGAUCCAGGGUCCCCCAAGAGGGUGGAGGAGACCUUCCCCGGCCUAAACGGGAAGGUGACAGCAGCUUUCCAGUACAGAGGGUUCUCUUACAUCUACAGUGGACCGUACAUGUUCGAGUACAGCCUGAGGACCAGCAGGUUGAACCGCGUGCUGAGGAACAGCUUCUUCCUGCGCUGCACUAACUACUAG
Molecule: messenger RNA, 1422 nt
Organism: Cheilinus undulatus (humphead wrasse)
Lineage: Eukaryota; Metazoa; Chordata; Actinopteri; Labriformes; Labridae
Product: collagenase 3-like
Exons: 10
Coding region: 1-1422 (473 amino acids)
Biological process (GO): proteolysis; extracellular matrix organization; collagen catabolic process
Cellular component (GO): extracellular matrix
Molecular function (GO): metalloendopeptidase activity; zinc ion binding
Source: RefSeq, a predicted model, not a curated record